AUGUACUUCGCUGGUCGGACUCGAUACAUAGUCCUUGCGUUGAGCUUGGCCUGCUUGACGCUAAUCUUCUCGAACAGUCUGGCACUUAAUUUUACCAUAAUCUGUAUGGACGAUGUGAAAACGGACUUUUACAGUGAAAACAAAAAUACUACAGAAGUACACUGGCUGGACUCUAGCAAGCAUAAGAACUCUCUGUUCUCGGCUAUCGCUAUAGGUUGCAUUCUCGGCACUGUGCCAAAUUCGCUGCUCAUUCAGAAGUUUGGACUACGGGCGGCUGUCGCAGUCAGUGGUCUUCUGACAACGGUUGCUACUUUAUCUUUCCCUCUUGCCGUGAAGUACGGAUUUGCAGCCGUAUUUAUUAUGCGAGUAUUACAAGGAGUGGGCACUGCUCUAUCAUUUCCCAUGACGGGUAUUGCACCAGCGCAGUGGUCGACAUUGAAAGCUACCGGUACAUUCAUUGCCAUCUUGUCGUGUCAUGUACAG
Messenger RNA from Cylicostephanus goldi, 483 nucleotides. The record is from the annotation of a GenBank genome assembly. NCBI's taxonomy places the organism in Eukaryota, Metazoa, Nematoda, Chromadorea, Rhabditida, Strongylidae.